AUGCCAUCGGACUGGACAAUUCUCGACGACAUCGGCUUCAGGCAGCUGAGUCAGGGAGUAUUCCUUUACUCUGCUUUCGAACAAGGUUCUCGAGCUAAGAAAUAUACACGGGUACAUUCAAGCCCAGACGUGAUUAUUAUCUGCGCCUGGGGAUUCGCCCAGGCCAGGCAUGUUGCAAAAUACAUUUCAGAACAUCAGUCGCUCUACCCAACUGCCAAAAUUCUCCUGAUCUACAACUCUGUUGCAAACAUUAUAUGGAAGUCAGAUGCUUCCCAGAUGCAAUGGUUUCAGCCUGCCGCCAACAUGCUGCGGGAAUGCAUCGACUCAACGCCCGACCUGCGAGUUCUCCUUCAUCUAUUUUCCAAUACUGGCUCACAUUCUGCUGUCCAGUUGGCCGAGGCCUGCAGAAACAAUUAUCCGCCAUUCACGCUGCCAGUGACAUCGAUCAUUUUCGACUCCUGCCCCAGCAUGCCCAUCUUCGGGCCAAUGGCCAACGCGCUUGCGUUGGGCUCACCCUCUAAGAAUAUACUGAUUACCUCGAUGGUAAGAGUCGUGGCCUAUGGUAUUAUUGGAUUAUCGAUCGCCUUUGAGAAAACAGGUCUUACGACCCAUGUAGCUACGAAGCUCUACACCCGGCUGAACAGCACAAAUGAUGCGUUCCUUGAGCGGAGGGUUUCUACUGAAGGUCAAAUUGCUGCAUACCCGAUUCCGAGGACCUAUAUAUACGGUCCUAUGGAUGAUAUGAUCCCCGUGGAUCAAGUGAUUCAGCAUGCCAAUAUUGCGAUUGCAAACAUGUCAGCCUGUGGGAUCGAGCAUGCAUCGAGAUAUGUGACGACAAAAGAAUUUGUGGGGAGCCCACAUGUGAAUCAUGUUAGAUUUGAAAAGGAAAGAUAUUGGCGAAUUGGAAACAUGGCAGAUAAGCGUUAUAGGCUCUACGGAGAAGAUACACCCCGCUUCUGGUGA
Messenger RNA from Penicillium daleae, 963 nucleotides. RefSeq lists its product as uncharacterized. The record is from RefSeq and is a predicted model, not a curated record. Lineage: Eukaryota; Fungi; Ascomycota; Eurotiomycetes; Eurotiales; Aspergillaceae. The transcript has a single exon. The coding region runs from base 1 to 963 and encodes 320 amino acids.